Messenger RNA from Striga hermonthica, 1053 nucleotides. The record is from the annotation of a GenBank genome assembly. NCBI's taxonomy places the organism in Eukaryota, Viridiplantae, Streptophyta, Magnoliopsida, Lamiales, Orobanchaceae.
AUGGCUUUGGUCCCUACCCCAACCGCGAACGACGGCCCAUUGUUCGCCGAGGUUGACAUGGGCACCGACGCCUCUGCUCCGACCAUCCGCGCCACCGUGGUCCAGGCGGCCACCGUCUUCUACGACACCCCCUCCACUCUUGAUAAAGCUGAAAGGCUACUAGCUGAAGCUGCAUCUUUUGGUUCUCAGUUAGUUGUUUUUCCUGAAGCUUUCAUUGGUGGCUAUCCGCGUGGCUCCACAUUUGGUGUUUCUAUCGGAAACCGAACAACUAAGGGUAAAGAGGAGUUCCGUAAAUAUCAUGCUUCUGCCAUUGACGUUCCUGGGCCCGAAGUUGAUCGGUUGGCUGCUAUGGCUGGAAAGUAUAAGGUUUAUUUAGUGAUGGGUGUUAUAGAAAGAGAUGGAUACACCUUAUACUGUACCGUUUUAUUUUUCGAUUCUCAAGGUCAUUAUCUUGGAAAGCAUAGGAAAGUCAUGCCAACAGCACUCGAGCGUAUAAUUUGGGGAUUUGGCGAUGGGUCGACAAUUCCCGUUUUCGAGACUUCUAUAGGGAAAAUCGGUGCAGCAAUUUGUUGGGAAAACAGAAUGCCACUUUUAAGGACAGCAAUGUAUGCUAAAGGUGUUGAAAUAUACUGUGCCCCAACAGCUGAUUCGAGAGACGUGUGGCAAGCAUCAAUGACCCACAUUGCCCUUGAAGGUGGCUGUUUCGUAUUAUCUGCCAAUCAGUUUUGCCGGAGGAAAGAUUAUCCUCCGCCACCCGAGUAUGUAUUUUCCGGCACGGAAGAAGAACUCUUGCCGGAAUCUGUUGUUUGCUCGGGCGGCAGUGUGAUAAUAUCCCCCUCGGGAGCUGUGCUGGCAGGCCCGAACUACGAGGGGGAGGCUCUUAUAUCAGCGGAUUUAGAUUUGGGGGAAAUUGUACGAGCCAAAUUCGACUUUGACGUUGUGGGCCAUUAUUCUCGACCCGAAGUACUCAGUCUUCUUGUAAAAGACCAUCCUAUGAGCCCGGUUUCUUUCUCUUCAGCACUAACUGGAAAAGCAGAAAGCUCACAAAAGUGA